This is a messenger RNA of Durusdinium trenchii, 804 nucleotides long. NCBI's taxonomy places the organism in Eukaryota, Dinophyceae, Suessiales, Symbiodiniaceae. The record is from the annotation of a GenBank genome assembly.
AUGUGUGACACGGCACCGGACGUGGUGGCGCCCGCCGCAGCAGCGGCCCUGGCGGCGCGGGAGAAGUGGGAGCUAAAGCCGACAGUGCCCUGGUUCUUGCAGGGAGAGCAGCUGCUGGUGGCGCAGCACCGCCGCGAGCUGGGCAACGUGGAGAUGCGCGCGCAACGGCCCGUGGAGGCGUUUGAGCUCUACAAGAAGGCGCUCUUCAUGGUGGAGUUUGAAGAGGACUUUCAAGAGGACAGCGAGGAAGAGCGAGAGCUGCCCGAUCUGCAGGAGGUGCAUGCGGAACGCCUGCGCUGUUUGAGCAACUUGGCCGCUGCCUCCCUGGCUGCGCUGGAAGAAACGGGCCAGGAGCCCAGUGUUGAGGGCUACGCAGGGAAGGCCAAGCGCUACGCGCACCGCGGGCUGCAGCUGCGGAAGGAUGAGCCGAAGCUUUGGUUUCGGAAGGGCAAAGCGGAGCUCCUGUUGGGUGAGAUUGCCUCCGCGGCCAGCACCCUCACGGAGGCUGCACGCUUGGCGCCACAAGACCCCAACAUCCGCAAGCUCUUGCAGGAGGCGCGCGUCGCCUGCGCGGCGGAGCGCUCGGCUCAACGGCACGUGGAACAUGCCAUGGGCGCCGGUGCAGCGGAGGUGGCCGGUGCCGAGCGGAGGAAUGAACCAAAGCCCAAGAAGCAGUUUGCCUCUGAGGAGGAGAGAAAGGCGGAGAUCGAGUACAACAAACGGCAGCUCUUGUAUCAUUUCGAGAAGGCCAAAGUGGAGCGCAAGAGUGAGAGUGAAGAAGACGAGGAGUCCCCUGAACGAUGA